AUGUUCACCAAACAAGUACUAACAUUAACAAUUCUAAUUGUGACAAUAUCUUUGGCACAAUCCCAAAGUCACAACGCCCAAUUCGGAUACCGAGUUGCCGGAGACAGAUUGCUCUACUCUACAAUUCAACACAGAGAAUUCACCACUUUGGGAAUUGUCAAGAAGGAUGUACCAUUCCCUCCAGAAGGACACACCAAUUCGGCCAUCAUAACAUUUAUUAAUGUUACUGACCAAUAUUUGGAUGAUAAUGGUGGUUAUGCAACUCUUCUUGAAGGCGGAGUCAACUAUAAUCACACGACUGUGCAUUUGACCAGCCAGAGGGGACAUUGUUUUAAUUUCCAAAUUGAUAUUUAUGGAAUGUGA
Ctenocephalides felis (cat flea) is the source of this 363-nucleotide messenger RNA. Its product is annotated as probable salivary secreted peptide. The coding region runs from base 1 to 363 and encodes 120 amino acids. NCBI's taxonomy places the organism in Eukaryota, Metazoa, Arthropoda, Insecta, Siphonaptera, Pulicidae. The transcript has a single exon. The record is from RefSeq and is a predicted model, not a curated record.